AUGGAAGCAUUCAAGAGUGCGCUGAAGGAUUAUUUCGUAUAUGAAGGUAAAGAUGUUAUGUAUCUAAAGAAUGAGAAGCAGAGGGUCAGGGCAGCUUGUGCAAGUGAAAAUUGUCCAUGGCUAAUAUUGACAUCAUGGAAUAGUGCACAUGGAUAUUUUCAAGUAAAAACUUUGUUCAAUGAGCAUAAUUGUGGGUGGAAUUUCAGCAGCAACCUUGCUGAUAGACAGUGGAUAACUUCAAAGUUAGUUAAGAGGCUUCUUAUUCAUCCAGACAUGAAGCCAAAGCAAGCUAUGGAAUACAUGAUCGAAGACUACAACAUCCAACUGAGUGGUAAAAUGAUAAGCAUGGCACUUAAGGCAGCUAAGGAGGAGGUAAUUAGCGACGAAGGAGCACAAUAUGGUAAGAUUAGGGAUUACCUGAUGAAACUGCAUAGGACAAACCCUGGUUCAACUGCAAGAUUAGACGUGAUACCUCAGCCAGAGUCUCUCCCUUUGUUUGAUAGACUAUAUAUAAGUUUAAAUGCUUGCAAGAAUGACUUUAUAGAAGGAUGCAGGCCUUUGAUUGGAUUAGACAGUUAUUUUCUUAAGGGCUAUUAUGGCGGUCAGCUACUAUCUGCAGUGGGUCAAGAUGGCAAUAACCAUUUCUUUGUUAUUGCAUAUGCAGUUGUGCCAAAUGAGUGUAUGCCUUGUAGACAUGCAGUGGCAGCCAUGUCUAAGAUGGGCCUUAGGCCUGAAAAUUUUGUACAUAAGUGGUUGACAAUAGAAGCAGUUCAGCAAAUAGGACAGAACAACUCAAUUGCCAAUGCUGAAAAAACUACAUUAGAUGCUGCUGCUAAGGCAAAGAAGAACAAAAAGAAGUUUCCCAAAACAUCUGCAACAGGACAAUCAAUGAACCAUAGUCAAGAGGAGGAAAUUAAUGUCUCACAGUCUGCACCCCAAGCAGAUGAGGUAAAAAAUGACCCUAAGUUAAAUUGGUGA
Messenger RNA from Arachis duranensis, 978 nucleotides. RefSeq lists its product as uncharacterized. The transcript has 4 exons. Bases 1 to 978 code for a protein of 325 amino acids. The record is from RefSeq and is a predicted model, not a curated record. NCBI's taxonomy places the organism in Eukaryota, Viridiplantae, Streptophyta, Magnoliopsida, Fabales, Fabaceae.